AGGCUGGGCGUGGACCUCCUGGUGGACACGGAGCUCACCGUGUGGCUCGUGGAGUUCAACGUGCUGCGGAACGAGUACGGCCUCAGGGGUGCCAGGGGCCAAGACGCCAAGCUGCGGUUGGCGCAGCAGCUGCUGGAGGACGAGCGCGAGCUCAAGUCGGCCAUCUCCUCUGGUGUGGCUCUCGUGGCGAUCGGGUCGCCGCCGCCGGCGCGCUGGGAGGACUUGUCGCACGGCCUGUGGCCCGCCGCCCCGGCGGCGGGGGCGCCGCCCUGAGGCCCCGGUGGUGCACAUCAUGUCCACGACGAAGGAGGCCGAUCCUGAAAAGACGCACGUGGCGUUGAUGGCGGCGCUGAUGCACUUCGAGGGCGUCGUGAACGCCGACUUCGUCACACAUUCUGCAGAUGCGCUGGUUCCCCAGCCUGCAAUCGGCAUUGACGUAGGCAAGCUAGCAUCAGCCGCCUGCACGGUUCGUCUUACAUCGCAGAAGAAAACCACAUUAGCAUACAUUUUUGGAGCACGUGAUUUCUUGGAUCGGCGCUGGACCCCCCUGCACAGAGUGCGCCAGGGGCCGCGCCAGAGGCGCCACCUGGCGUGCCAAAGCGCCGAUCCAAGAAAUCCGCGCGGAGUUCCGAGAGUUGUAUGUUUGUGUUGUUUUGUUGUUUGUCUGCAGCAAGGAAGUCAGUGUGGCCUCUGACUGUCCUUGGAGAUCAUCUUUAGAUGCCCCGUUUGGA
Molecule: messenger RNA, 731 nt
Organism: Prorocentrum cordatum
Lineage: Eukaryota; Dinophyceae; Prorocentrales; Prorocentraceae
Source: the annotation of a GenBank genome assembly